Molecule: messenger RNA, 2377 nt
Organism: Amoebophrya sp. A25
Lineage: Eukaryota; Dinophyceae; Syndiniales; Amoebophryaceae
Source: the annotation of a GenBank genome assembly
GUUGUAUUCUUGGGGUUGUAGUAGGAUCUCAGACUAGUUGUGUCACAGUUUUCGCACUUUAUUGACUGAAUUUUGUGUGUGACAAUGCCUGUGCCCGGGACGAGGCCCGGCCAUGCGUCACCGCUGGCAAAGCGAGCAUGGGCGGAUAAGCUCGAUGUACCACAAAGCGCGUUUCUUCACAAAGCCAGGGGAGGCUACUACAGGGGUUGCACGAGUACGAAUAGCCCAAAUGGAGACCAUCGCAAAACGCGCGUCGAAGAGGGCAUCGUGAAGAAUCCAGCGAUAAGUCGUGGGUUCGAUCGCGACUCUAAAGAAGAGGUGAUCGACCAAGCAAAUAAGAAGAGGUCUUCGAUAUUGAGCAUGCAGGCUCUGGAAAUUCGACUGACAGAGGCGUUAGCAAAAUUCGCAGCACGGUGCUGGCAACACGGUGUUGCAAUCGGAAGUAAGGAACUGCUCGGGACAACCAGGAGUUGUUCUUCCGUUUUUUCCAAAAAGUCGGAAGAAGAAGAAGAAGAAGAAGCGCAGAGCGCGAAUGGUGGAGAUCGUGCGCAGGAAAAGGCUGAUAGUGUGCUAAAUGGUGUCGAAAAUGACUUUUCAACAAUGUUGGAGGAUAAUGGCGUAAGUGUUUCUGUGAGACAUACAUCAGAGGUUGCACUGCACGAGGCUGUGGCGUCGGUAGGUUGCGAAAAGUCGAUGGAGCAGCUACAGUGGCUGCCGGGCGAGGCGGCAGCCGCGCCACAGUCCGCGAAAGAAGUGCUGCGCCGCGAAAAUCCCCUGGAGUCCUCACCGAUCGAUGUUAGCCCCUGGAAAGCCGGGGGAUUCGAAAAAUGCGAAAGACUCCUACUAGGGAGCUUACCGUCGCCGAUUGAAAAGAUCUCCAGGGAUGCGUGUCGAUCCUGUUCUACAGGUACUAAACACAAACUCACUUCUUUGACUAUAAUGAUGCAGGCUAAAGUCCGUACAUUCUUUAUAGAAAGAACACCGCCAGCAACAUCGCAAAAGCUACAGAUGUUCCAGGGCUCAGCGCUCUAGCUUUUUGAGGGGGGGCCUCCACCCCGGACCCUUUUCCUCGAGGGACUGACGGGCGGGAAGGCCUCCAAACGCCCACCUCCAACCCCUUCCCGCUUCUUGCCUGGGCCCUACAGAGCCCCCACCCGUGGGGCCGUUGAAGCACCGAAGGCCAAGGGUGGAAGGCUUCCGAAACCGAAGGUGGCAAAGGUGGCAAGGCUGGACCCCCUUGCCAUGUUGCGUGUGCCCGACAGACCUCCCAGGCCGUGUUGCAUGUAUCCCACAGCCCUCCCGUGCCGUGUUGCAUGUACCCUACGGACCUCCCGUGUGCGGGCUCCUCUUCUUGGAGGGAUGAGCGCCAAAGGGGCCAGGCCUCGCGACCGUGGCCGCCUUCGGCGGCCUUCUUCACCCGGAGGCCGUCCUUCUAAUCGGACCCAAGAGCCGGGACGCCUGUGGGGUACACGCGGAGAGCCGCCAGGGGACUCCGGCUCCGCCUUUUGAGGCCUUUGCACCCGGUAGUCCUUACAUGUCACCACUGAGGAAAAAAGGGCGCGCGGACGCCCCCGCCGCUCCAUCGGCCCCCCCCGGUACAUAUAUGGGCUCUCUUGAUUCGAUUUGGUCACGCUAGCGAUUCCAUGCUACGUAACUUCCAGGUGAACAGGCGUGGCCGUUGAGUACCUACCAAGCUGCCGUCGCCGCUUGUUCGCGAUCGCGACCGCCACGAACUCACACUUUUCAAGAGCGAGCUCUUUCUUCUUGUAGACAGGAUUUACCAGUUGCGCGGCUUCAGGCACGUGCGUUCUGUGGUUGGGCUUCAGUGCAUCGGGAGCGAACUUCUGUACGGGCGUGGAUGCGACAGCAGCGGCUGAAACGACGCGAGCAGGGUAAAGUAAGGCGAAUGACAUUCGAGCAAGAGACGGCUACCAGAAAGGAAAUAUAUUCAGAUUUUCAGCUGGCGAUGCGAGAAGUUGAGGAAGGGAUGCCUGGACAAGCAAGUGGAUCGUCUACGUCAAGCAAAUCAGAGAUUACUGUUUCUGCGCUGAGCUCCUUGGGUGCGCGCAUGCUUCGUGAUCAAUCGCUGCACCCUGGUGGCACUCAAUUUUUGGCAUCAACAGAUCCCUCUUGGCGACCUGCACGGGCGGGACCGCGUAGAAGAACAAGGUGUGAGCACGUGGUCAUGAAGCACAUUAUGGAUCGGUUGGUUGAGGACAGACGUGACCGAAAGCUAUCGAUACUAAUUUUCAGCGCCUGGAAGGAAUGUUGGAUUCGUGCCGGAAAACAGCGGUUGUUGGAUAUACAAAAACUCGUUUGCAGUUGGAAUCAGUACCUUUUCGACAACAGAUACGUGGAAAAUAAGAGCUCAACUACA